Glossina fuscipes is the source of this 2200-nucleotide messenger RNA. RefSeq lists its product as uncharacterized. NCBI's taxonomy places the organism in Eukaryota, Metazoa, Arthropoda, Insecta, Diptera, Glossinidae. The coding region runs from base 749 to 2101 and encodes 450 amino acids. The transcript has 2 exons. Gene Ontology annotation, biological process: glutathione metabolic process. Gene Ontology annotation, molecular function: glutathione transferase activity. The record is from RefSeq and is a predicted model, not a curated record.
UUAGCUUGUGUCGACAAGACUGACAAUUCAUAUGAGCCGGAAUGAAUCAUUGAAUGUGAUUGCAACAUCAAAGCACCAAGCAUCAAAUAGACGGUUAGGAACACGCGAUUGCUUGUACACGUUUUACAUUCGUUUAGAAUUCAUUUGAUAUGAGAAAUUUGUUUUAGUGUGAGUUUCUGGGCAUUAACGAUUGUUAUCUGCUUCGUUGUAUUGUUGCAAUGAGAAUGUGGAAUACUACUACCUUACUUACUCACCCUAUAAUUGUUCAUAAUAAAGCGUUAUAUGGGGAGUGGUCGAAAGUGUGGUGUGAUCCGAACAAUUUUCAAUAGCUUUCGUCUGUGUACCGCAACAAGUCGUUGUAGUCAAUUUCGUCGUAAUGCCUCAAAGAUUACGCGCCUUAGGUUGUACACAGAAAGAGGGAAACAAGACGGAAAGGUGGACAGGCGGAUAUGCGGACAGAUAAGCUUAGAUCGAUUCAGAAAGUCAUUAUGACAACCUCUCUGAAUCGAUCGAUGUAACAAAUGGUGAGCCUAUCUGGGUGCUGCAUACGUCCGUAUAAACUUAAUAUAUUCUUGUACCGCAACUGGUGUACGGUAUAAAAAGUACAAAUUAUCAAAAAGCCUUAGUGACAUUUUUCUUUUUUUUCUUGAUAGAUACAACAACUCACUUAGUUAUUGCUAUAAAAGAAGCUUUUCAAUUAUUUCAGCCGUGUGACUGUAGUGCAUUACAUUAGUUAAGUUUCGGUAGAAUGGGAAAAUUAAUCUUAUAUGGCAUAGAUUUAAGUCCACCUGUACGAGCCUGUCGGAUGACACUUAAAGAGUUAAAUCUUCCUUUUGAGUACAAAAUUAUCGAUUUAUCAAAAGCAGAACAUCUAACUGAUGAGUAUUGCGCCAAGAAUCCUCAGCAUACCGUGCCAACUCUGGAAGAUGAUGGUCACAUCAUAUGGGAUUCGCAUGCAAUUAUGGCUUAUUUGGUAAAUAAAUAUGGUAAAGAAAAUGAUUCCUUAUAUCCAAAAGAUUUAUUGAAACGAGCGAUUGUUGAUCAACGUUUGCAUUUUGAGUCUGGUGUCAUAUUUGAAGGCGCGCUACGUAGCAUUACUUCACAAAUAUUUUCGGGAAACGAUACCAACAUACCAAGGAGCAAAAUUAAUGCAAUUUUGAAAAUUUAUGAUCUUCUAGAGGUAUUCCUUAAAUCGGCACCCUAUAUAGCUGGAUCGAAUAUAACAAUUGCCGACUUUAGUAUCGUUAGUACGGUAACCACUUUAUUGGCUUUCAUUGAUAUUGACGUUAGUAAAUAUCCUAAGCUAUCGACUUGGCUUAAGCGCAUGGAAUCUUUGCCGCAUUAUCAUGAAACUAACGGGAUCGGUGCUCUAAGAUUUGUCAAUUAUAUUAAAUCAAGAAAUAUUGUUAUAAUUGAUUGUCGCAUCACAAAUAUGGGAAAAUUAAUUUUAUACGGUUUAGAUGCCAGUCCACCGGUACGGGCUUGUCUAAUGACGUUAAAAGCAUUAGAUAUUCCGUUUGAAUAUAAAAUCGUUGACUUGCUAAAUAAGGAACACCUUAGUGAGGAAUACUGCGCUAAGAAUCCCCAACAUACCGUCCCCACCUUGGAGGAUGACGGCAAUUUUAUUUGGGAUUCACACGCUAUUAUGGCUUAUUUAGUAAGCAAAUACGGCAAAGAUGACGCCUUCUAUCCCAAGGAUCUAUUGAAAAGGGCUGUUGUCGAUCAGCGUUUGCAUUUCGAGAGCGGCGUUAUGUUCCAAGGUGGUCUACGCAACAUAACCGCUCCGUUGUUCUUCAAAAAUGAAACGAAAAUACCGCGAAGCAAAAUAGAUGCGAUUGUCGAUGUUUACAAUUUUUUGGAAUUAUUUUUAAAAAAUGGACCUUAUAUGGCGGGCUCGCAUUUGACGAUUGCCGACUUCAGCAUCGUUAGUACUGCUACUUCUUUAGUGAAUUUUGUGGAAGUUGAUGCUGGCAAGUAUCCGAAACUUGCAGCUUGGCUUAAACGGAUGGAAACUUUACCAUAUUACCAAGAGACCAAUGGAAAAGGUGCUCAAAAAAUCAAGGAAAUGAUUAAAAUGAAAGGUUUCACAAUUCUCGAUUAACGACUGUGCAUUUAAUUUUGUUUUUGCUUUCCUAAAGUAAAAUACACUGUAAAUCGAUAACUUUCGAUAAACAUAUAAAAAUAUAUUCUGCACGCAUAC